Molecule: messenger RNA, 2493 nt
Organism: Amborella trichopoda
Lineage: Eukaryota; Viridiplantae; Streptophyta; Magnoliopsida; Amborellales; Amborellaceae
Product: hydroxyproline-rich glycoprotein family protein
Source: RefSeq, a predicted model, not a curated record
ACACUUUAGGGAGAGUGUACAGUGAGAGAAAGGACAUUUUAGAGAGAGAAAGAAGAGAGAGCUCCUUGAUGCUCGUGGGAACACAGAGCGAAGAUCGCGGACUUGAGGCCUAUAGAAGUCCCAUUUAAGCGGUGGAUUUCUGCCUCUCCUCCUUUACUCCUCGCUCCUCCAAAUUCACCUCCAUUGAUGCAUCCCCUCUCUCUCUCACUCUCUCUUCUGAAGCUUCUUUGAGCUCAGCUUUAAUGGCGGUUAAAACCCUCUGAGCGACCUCCUAAAGCUUCAACUUGUGUACAUUCACCCACUUAUAACUAGAAUCCUUCUUACAUUCCCUUACGAUUGUCCAUUUCCGUGGCUGUGAACCUGAAUUCACAAGAUCUGGUUUUCAAUCGUCUGUAAAACCCUAAGGUUGACCAUAAUUCCGAGCCACAAUGGAAAUGUGAAUCAUGGCGAGCUCCAGUGGGGGAGGUAACAGUAGGAGUAGCAUGGCUACUGUUAAUGCAGCUGCAACUGCAAUAAACUCAGGUGACCACCCUAGGUUCCCAGCCCGAGAGGAGCGAAGGAGAUGGCGUGGCUGUUUUGGUGGGUUUUCAUGUUUUGGUUCUCAAAAGAGAGGGAAACGUAUUGUUCCAGCUUCUCGAAUGCCAGAAGGAAACUCAAGUGGAAAUCGCCCAAAUGGGGCUCAAGUAGUGGGUGUCUCUAACCAAGCAACAUCCCUGACUCCCUCUCUACUUGCUCCCCCUUCUUCACCUGCAUCUUUUACAAACUCUGGCCUUCCCUCUACAGUUCAGUCUCCAACAAACUUCCUAUCUCUGUCUGCAAAUGUUUGCUCACCAGGAGGUCCUUCUUCCACCAUGUAUGCUACAGGGCCAUAUGCCCAUGAAACCCAAUUAGUCUCUCCCCCUGUUUUCUCAACUUUUACAACAGAGCCCUCUACAGCUCCCUUCACUCCUCCACCUGAGCUUGCUCAUCUUACUACCCCAUCAUCACCUGAUGUACCAUUUGCCCGGCUUCUCUCUUCAUCCAUUGAUGUCAAAAACCCUAACAAGGAAAAUGGAGUGCCUUCACCUUUCAUGUCUCCUGGUUAUGAGCCAACAGGUGAUCUUCAAGCCACUUAUCAACUCUAUCCAGGAAGUCCAGCUAGUCAUCUAGUCUCUCCAAAGUCUGGUGUCUCUGGUGAUGGUUUGUUAUCCCCAUCUCUCCCUGAUUCAGAGUUCCCAAUGCAAUGGGGAACUUCAAUUCCAAAGAAUGAGCAUUCUAAGCUCUUUGGUCUCGAUAUCCCAACAUCAAGAAGCUUUAUACUAUCUCAAGAGGAUGGAUUCCUUUACCCCGCCACUUCUCCACAAUUUUAUCUAGACCAAGCUCAGCAACCAGGUGCACCUCAUUCUCACUGUGCCGGGAGGCUCAGUCUUUCCAGAGAGACAGAUGCAUAUUCUAAUGGUGGAAAUGUGCACCAAAAUAGGCACAAUGUUGAGGAGAUUGAAGCGUAUCGAGCAUCGUUUGGGUUCAGUGCAGAUGAAAUUAUUAGCACGCCUCACUAUGUGGAGCUCUCUGAUGUGCUCGAGGACUCCUUCACUAUGUGCCCCUUUCCAACCCACAAUACGUGCAGUGGGGAGUGUUCGGAUUUUGAUGUGAAGAAUGAGGGAGAAGAUAUGGCAGUGAAGCACACAAACUUUUUAGAUUUCAAGUAUCUGAAUUCCUCGUUAAGUAAAAUUGAUGAGGGAUUGGAUGGACGGAAUCAAAAGGAAGCUAAUAAAGAAGUAGCUGAUGUUGCAUUAUGUGAGCCUUGUUCACCAAAUGAUUAUCAUGAUAUUUGUGCUAAGGUUGGUCAAACCCAAUGUUCCCCUAGGGCACGAGGGAACUUCGAACUGGAAAAUGGUGAACGAAACACCUCACCUUCCUCCCAUUCAGAUGGAGAAGCUAUUAAAACUUGAGCUCUGGAGAGAUGCAGAAAGUAGCAGCUGAGUCCUCACAUGAUAGUGCAUUGUGUCAUGGCUGAGUUCCCCGCCUAUUUGUAGGGUUUUUUUUCCCGGAUGGUUUGGCAUCAUGUUAGGGUUAAGAGGUCUGUAUGGUUUUUUGUAUUCAGGAACCUUCAAUGAUCUUGCUAACUUUGCUUGAGUUCUAAAGAAGCAAACCAAGUUAACUCGUGAAAAGAAAAGCGAGAGGUUUAACUCUGUGCUCUGGUCUGGUUUUUCUACUGGUUCCAUGGGUAUGUGUAUUGUUUUCCCUUGCUUAUUUUGGACUUGUAUUUGUGUACUUAACUUCCAUUGUAGUUUGGAAACUCAGCUUGCUAGAUGCUAAGCUUAUCAGUACAUACUGUCAAAGGAGCUUGCACUGUGAGCCAACUGAUAUAACUGGCACCUCUAUUGGGGGGUUAGAGAGAGAGACUAUGUAAAUAUAUCUUUUGCUGCACUUGCCCUGUUUUUUUGUGCUUUUUUGUGGGCAUGUCUAUGGAUUUUUAUUUGUGUGUGGUAUCAAGUGAAGGUGUAUAAAAGG